Phasianus colchicus (ring-necked pheasant) is the source of this 1982-nucleotide messenger RNA. It is a transcript of the gene LTAP1, whose product is annotated as lipid transport auxiliary protein 1. Lineage: Eukaryota; Metazoa; Chordata; Aves; Galliformes; Phasianidae. Gene Ontology annotation, biological process: phagocytosis. The record is from RefSeq and is a predicted model, not a curated record.
CUCGGGCCGGCGUCGCGCUUCCGCGUCACGUGGCGGGGGCGCGGGGCGGCUUCGGAGGGCGCCAUGUUGUGCGGCCCCGCGGCGGGCCGGGGAUGGCGGGGGCCGGCAGCAACUGGCUGUCCGGGGUCAACGUGGUGCUGGUGAUGGCCUACGGCAGCCUGGUCUUCGUGCUGCUGUUCAUCUUUGUGAAACGUCAGAUCAUGCGCUUUGCCAUGAAGUCCCGGCGCGGCCCGCACGUCCCUGUUGGGCAGCACGCGCCCAAGGAUUUAAAGGAAGAGAUCGACAUCAGGCUGUCGAGGGUGCAGGACAUCAAGUAUGAGCCCCAGCUGUUAGCUGAGGAUGACAGCAGACUCCUGCAGCUGGAGACGCAAGGCUGCUAUAAUUACCUGUACAGGAUGAAGGCGCUGGAUGCGAUUCGGACAUCAGAAAUCCCGUUUCAGGCAGAGGGCAGAUACCCAAAAUCUUUAAUAGGGAAGAACUUCUGUGCCUAUCUGCUGGAACUGAGGAACUCCAGCAGCUCCUUCAAAGGCAUCCGCAAGGCCUUGAUCGACGCUUUGCUGGACGGGUAUGAGAACGCCCGCUAUGGCACCGGGGUCUUUGGGAAGCCGGAAUAUCUGAAGUACCAGGAUGCUUUGAACGAGCUGGCAAACAUGACCAAGGCACGGGCAGGGAGCAGCCAGAGGCAGCACCAGUCGGCAGCCAAGGACCUCACUCUGUCCCCCGAAGUAUCCAACCCUGCCACCAUCCAGGUCACCUACCUGCCUUCCAGCCAGAAGAGCAAACGUGCCAAACACUUCCUGGAGCUGAAGAGCUUCAAGGACAACUACAACACGCUGGAGAGCACGCUGUGAGCAGGGACCUUCCGUGAGCCCCGUGCUGGGCACAGCAAACCCAGGGGGGGUUUUGUGCUGGGAUGAAGCAGUCGUGCUCUCGCUGUCCCUCUCGCAGGACGUAGGGCUGCUGGAGCCCUCCCUCCUCUGGCAGAGCUGUGCCCCUUUUGUCUGCCUGGGGUGCUGUAGGGUGCUCAAGGCUGGCAGCCUCAGCCCUGUGAAUAAACUUUGGUUAGCUGUAACUUAUUUAUAAAAGACACCGACCCCGGCCAGCUCUCUGCCCUGCCUCUCUUUCCCGUGGUGGCCAGCAGGGGCUGAUGCUGUCUAUCCAUCCUGACUGCGUGGAUCUCAGGCUCCGGAGCUGCUCGUCUGCUCUUUCCAAGGGACGAAUGCUCUCUCCUUUCCCUGUGAUCACCGCCGCUGCUCUCAUUGGGCACCAGGACUGCGUGUAAAUAGUUUGUCAGCCUCGUGCUGCUCUGAGGACCCGCGUUGGGCUGCGGUUUGUCCUGCAUUCGGGGGCACCUGGGGCAGACGCGGCCCUACGGGGAGCAGCUGUCUGCCCUGCCGAGGGCGGUUCCCCCGCUCACCAGCACCGGCAGCUCGGCGUCACCGCACCGUGUGCCACGUGGGGUGGGAAGCGUGCCCCUGCCGUGGGCCUCUGCACUCUUUUUAAUUGCUCUUUAAUAAAAGGAGUUUCCCCCCCAGCUGGGUGCUGCUGCUGCCGGCUCCGUGCCGCGGUUGCCAUGGGGCUGUCGCCGUGGUGAUGGGGACAGCGGUGGGGUCUGUGCUGCGAUGGCAGGGAGCAGCCGGGUCCCAUCCCUGCAUCGGGAGGUCGUGGCGAAGGAGCGCGCCUGUGCGGAGUUGGUGCAGAGCUGGGGGUUGGCACCCGGGGAGCGGCAGCAGGAGAUGUGGGCCGCGUCCUUCGGGGCGCUGCGCUGGAGCCUGGAGGAGGAGCUGCGCCUCGCCAGCAAGGAGCUGAUGGCGAUGCGGCGGGCGGCUCUGGAUCGGCUCCUGCAGGACGAGCGACGGCAGCAGCAGCGGGAGCUGCGGCGAUGCGGGAAGGCGUUCCACGUGGAGCGGCUGUGACCGGCGGGCAGCGGCGUCUCCGGGCAUCAAACGGCGCUGGGCUGGGAAUAAAGCGGCUGAAAUAGA